UGAAUAAUUUAUUAAUUGUUCCUGAGCUAUAAAAAUGGUCAAGAAGACAAUAAUUGUGGCACUGGCGAUACUGCUGUUGGCGUCGGUUGCCACUUUUGUGGGUGUUUUCUUCGGUGUGGGGAGGAGGAAGCACCCAAGUGAACAAGUGUACUUGAAGGCAGCUGUGGCAGCAGAUGCUGGGCCGUGUUCAGAGGUCGGCAGAGACAUACUGAUGAAAGGCGGAUCUGCAGUGGAUGCCACUAUAGCUGCAUUACUGUGUGUUGGCCUCAUGAACGCUCACAGCAUGGGCAUUGGAGGAGGACUUUUCUUCACCAUCUACAACGCAACAACUGGUAAAGUUGAGACCAUUGAUGCCAGGGAAACUGCUCCACGCAAUGCAACAGAGAACAUGUUUGGGAACAGCACAGAUUUAUCCCAAAAAGGAGGUUUGUCUGUUGCUGUACCGGGGGAGAUUCGAGGUUACGAGAUGGCACACAGGCGACAUGGUAAACUGCCUUGGAAAGAUUUGUUCCAGCCAAGCAUUCAUCUUGCGGAAAAAGGUUUUCCUUUGGGCAGGGCACUUGCCACUGCUGUGUCCAGGCAGAAGAAAACCAUCAUCAAGGACAAAGCUCUAUGUGAAGUGUUUUGUGGGAAAAAUGGUGACGUCCUAAAAGAAAAUGAGACCAUUACAUUUACCAAGCUUGCAGAAACCUAUAAGAAAAUAGCUGAAGAGGGUCCGGAUGCUUUCUAUGACGGACCACUGGCUCAGAACCUUGUGACAGAUAUUCAGGCAGCAGGCGGUAUCAUCACAAUGGAGGAUCUGAAGGAUUAUAAGCCUCUCUUGGAUGAGAAUCCUUUAAGGGUGACUGUGGGGGAGUACAUCAUGGCUGUUCCCAAUGCCCCCGCUAGCGGCCCUGUGCUCUCACUGAUAUUAAACAUCUUGAAUGGGUACAACUUCACCUCAGAUAGUAUGGCAAGCACAGAGAAAAAGAUCCUAACCUACCAUCGCAUCGUGGAGGCCUUUCGUUUUGCUUAUGCAAAGAGGACCUUACUUGGAGAUCCGAGGUUUCUCAACAUCACAGAUCUCAUCCACAAUAUGACUUCGAGUUUCUAUGCCGAUGAGCUCCGUGGAAAGAUUACAGAUGAAACCACACAUCACAUGAACUACUAUGAGCCUGAGUUUUACCUGCCUGAAAACCACGGGACCGCACAUAUCUCUGUAGUAGCAGAGGACGGAAGCGCUGUGGCAGCCACCAGCACCAUCAACCAAUAUUUGGGCUCCAAAGUCAUGUCAAGAUCAACUGGGAUAAUUCUCAACAAUGAGAUGGACGACUUCAGCUCCCCGCUCAUCACAAACGGCUUUGGAGUGCCUCCUUCACCGAACAACUUCAUCAGGCCAGGGAAGAGGCCGAUGUCAUCUAUGUGUCCAACCAUCCUCUUUGAUAAAGAGAACAAAGUUAAGAUGGUGGUCGGAGGCUCAGGAGGGACGAAAAUCACUACUUCUAUCGCUCAGGUGAUCCUGAAUGCACUCUUCUUCAACUAUGAUCUGACUAAAGCCGUGUCAGAUCCAAGGCUCCACAACCAGCUGAGUCCCAACACCACCGUAGCCGAGCCUGACUUUGACAAAAACAUCCUGGACGGUUUGGCGUUAAAGAACCACGAGACGGAGUUGCUCAAAUCAACAGGAGCCGUGGUGCAGGCGGUGGUUCGUCAUGAUGACGGACUCCACGCUCAGUCAGAUCCUCGCAAGUGGGCGUACGCUGCAGGGUACUGAGGUCAUAAACACACCUCUGAUUAUGCAGAGAGACUGUAGCUGUGUGAACCUUGACUCCAGUGGUAGCUCAGAGAUUAGAGACUUAGUAAAGAACCAGGAACCAUCGUCAGCUGUCUCGGGCACCAACUGUUCUCUCAUUAAGUUAGAAUAAUGUUCACGUACUUCAUAACGUGCAACUGAGAUAAGAGAAAAUGGACCGAUUGCUUGUUAUUGACCUUGACAACAAAGUGCCUCAGUCUGAAAUUGUUUCGGAAUAUCAACUCGUGUGUCUGCUGUAUUUCUGUGUCACCACAUCUUUUUUAUGUAAUUAAGACAUGCACAAGACAUAGGGAAUUAUUUUGAAGUAUAGCUUUGCUGCCAUUCAAGUUUUUUCUAAGUUGAAAGUGAAAUAAGAAAACAGAGCUACCUGUUAAUGUUGAAAUCAUUACUCACUGCAGAAACAGUUUACACUGUGUUUAUGAUUUUUAUCUAUUUAUGAAGCACUUUUGUAAAUCAUCAGCUGCGUAAAGCUGUUUCCUAUUAUUGCUGACCAUUAAAAAUAAAAUAUG
This is a messenger RNA of Seriola aureovittata, 2301 nucleotides long. It is a transcript of the gene ggt1b, whose product is annotated as gamma-glutamyltransferase 1b. Gene Ontology annotation, molecular function: glutathione gamma-glutamate hydrolase. The transcript has 12 exons. Bases 35 to 1753 code for a protein of 572 amino acids. Gene Ontology annotation, biological process: regulation of inflammatory response; peptide modification; glutathione catabolic process. Gene Ontology annotation, cellular component: plasma membrane. NCBI's taxonomy places the organism in Eukaryota, Metazoa, Chordata, Actinopteri, Carangiformes, Carangidae. The record is from RefSeq and is a predicted model, not a curated record.